Molecule: messenger RNA, 558 nt
Organism: Prosopis cineraria
Lineage: Eukaryota; Viridiplantae; Streptophyta; Magnoliopsida; Fabales; Fabaceae
Product: proteinase inhibitor-like
Exons: 2
Coding region: 140-352 (70 amino acids)
Biological process (GO): response to wounding
Molecular function (GO): serine-type endopeptidase inhibitor activity
Source: RefSeq, a predicted model, not a curated record
CUUCCCAGCAUCGCGAGAGACAAAGUCAAGAUCCCCAUUACUAUAAAUAGCCACCCCAACGUACAGAGCAACGCAUCACAAUUAUCACAAACAAAAGACAUAAAUAAGCUUUUAUUAGGAAAAUCCCCAAGUUGAAGACAUGUCUGACGAAUGCGAAGGUAAGAGUUCAUGGCCGGAGCUGGUGGGGGAGAAAGGAAAGAAAGCAGAAGCAACAAUAGAGAGAGAGAAUCCGUUGGUGAAUGCCAUAAUUGUGGACGAAGGAUCCAUCGUCACCACUGACUUCCGAUGCGACAGGGUUUGGGUUUGGGUGAAUGGUGAUGGCGUUGUCACUGAGAUUCCCAAGAUCGGAUAGAUCGAACAACCUCAACUGCUGCUGAUCUAUUCGUUGUUAUCUAUUCUUCAACACCUCCAUGUCAUCGGCUCAUAUAUAGCCAUGGAAUAAGGAGUUCAUUGUUCAGUUCUUAUUUUCUAUCCCCGUGAUGAUGAAUUUAUUGUCAUUGUUGUAUGCUAGCUGUGUAUGUACGAUGUGGUCAAUAAUUAUGUAACUAUUGAAAUCUC